AGACAGAUGACCUGUAGAAAGCCAUGGCUCUCAGUCGACUCAGAUGAUAGGACAUCAAACUUUCUCUAAGAGCUAUCUUUCAAAGAUAGGCCCUGAGAAAUUGGUGAAAUAGCAAAAAAUGUAUAUUGUUCCACUACAUGAGCUUCAACGGGAUAUGGUCCUGAAAGCACAAAUCGGAGAGCCCAGUUUAUUUAUACCCGCCCUCUCAGACACGUUGCCGUAGGAGAGGCUGCACGGGGUGUGGGCCUGCGCUCACACUGCUACAUCACAGAAUUCACCGCAUCCUACAACUGAAGUGGGGCCAGGCAUGAGCCGAGUGUCCUGAAGUCACCGCUAAUCCGAGACACUAGGGGGAAGCUAUAUAGUCACUUCUGGUGCGUGAUGCUCUCCAGUGGGUGAGACCCUGUCGCUCCGCGACCUGUUGGAGGAUGUCGACGUCGGACUCGGAUUACUCCAUUGAUUACCUGGCCAGCGACAGUGAGGACAGCGACAGCGCUGUGGGACUGAGCCCCGACAGGCAUGCGGCUGACAGCACCAGGACUCAGCCCUCAUCCUCCUUACCGCCACCCUCUUCGUCGUCAUUGCCAUCCGUUGACUCUCUCGGCAGCAGCGACUGCUCCAACGACGAAGACCUUCGGCCGAACUUGGGAUCCGCCAGCGAGCACCGCAGCAGGCCGAUCGGAGACUCGGGAGACUCGGGACGGAGCCGCGACGGCAACUGCGAGGACACCGACAAUGGGGACCCUCAGCUAAGCGGGGACAGGGGUUCCAGUGAUGGUAACUCCAUGUGUGGCGGCAGCCCUCCAGAACCCGCUGGGCAGAACCAUAGUGUCAGUGGAACCAGUGGACCCAAGGGAUGUAGGCACGACGGGAUCAGCCAGCGGCAGAGACAGAAACAGGCCAGGGCAUUCUGGGACACAACCGUGUCCUCACAUGCCUGGGACGACAGGGGACUGAGUCCUGGGGGGAAGCCAAGCGAGGACAGGAAGAGGGUCCACUGUAGCUGGGACGAGGCAAAACCUGAGGAGGCAGAGAAGGAUCACGCGUUCGCCCAGAAGUGCACGGAUCUGCAGUGCUACCUACGGCCUCUGUCCUCCAUCCUGAGGGGCCUUCGCUCCGGCAGGUACUCAGAACGUCUUAGCGGUUUCCAGGAGAGUGUUGCUAUGGACCGGAUACAGAGGAUAAUGUGGAUGCUUCAGAAUCCAAAUAUGGGUGAGCGGUACACCACUGUUAUUCUGAAGAUGGAAGAGAUGCUCCAUAGCUGGUUUCCUCACAUCCGACCGUACCUAGACCUUCAUCCUGAACAGCACACUGACCACAGUCCACUAGCUAAGAAACCCAAGCUGUGCCAUGUCUCGGUCGUCCCCCCAGCCCCGGCAUCUCCUCCUGGCGGCUCCCCACCAGAGGGUGGCCAUCACCCUGCCUUGCGCCCCUGUGACGCUCCCCUACCUGGCUCCAACCCCUAUUACUCCUCCACGCACCUUAAAUUGGUCCACUCCACCCCGGUCUGCUCCUCCAAGAACGAGACAGCCCAGCAAGAGGCACUUGGCCCGGGCAAACCAGCCGUCAUAUGCCCCCUGAGAUCCAGCCCCAGCCUCUCAGCCGACCGCAGGGAACAGACCCAGGACGACGCGGUGUCCUCCAGCACUGACCCCCGGGGGAGUCCCGGGGACCGGCACUCCCCGACGCUGCCCCAUCGAGCCAGACCCCGAGACCACCGCCAAGGUCCUCCGUCGGGGAAGAUUAGCUCGCCAUGCCUGGAGAGGCUGCUCCAGUCCAAGAAGAGCAUCAUCUCGCUGAGGAACACAGGCGGGGACAAGCCUGGCGGCGGUAGCAGCUGGCUGUGAUUUAACUGCAGCCGAAGGCUUCAGCCGGACGUGGUUCCUGCCGGGAGGAUGGAGGUUUGGCCCUGGGGGACAGUGCCGGGGGAAAUUGUUGACCAGCGCUGACAGAACUGUGCGUUUCCCUCAUGACCAAGGGGACAGACGCGCAUCUUUCAAAAUGUAGACGCUCUGUGAGGGGGUGCAGCUGGAGGCUGGCGUGUGGUAGGGACACGGCAACGGCCGUCCCUUUAAGAGCGUCACAUUGAGUCGUCCUUUACCGGACCCCUGGUACUGUUUGUUUGCAGUGACGGACAGAGAGACAGAAUAAAGCGAGAGGAGACAUAUUCAACUCCUGGGACUCACCUUGGUUUGCGUUGGUGGGAAAUCAGAAAUUAAAGCAAGUGUCCAUCUGAACAUGUAGUAGUCUCCUGCCCUGCAUGCAUCCCCUGGGUGAGAGUUCAAACAGGGAACUUUACACGGACUCCUCUGGACUUAAGUUAGGAAUGUUUGGACUUGAUAGGGUGUAAGAGGAAAGCCUGGGUACCACUAAAUGUGUUUGUGCCAUUAUUUCUCUACUGGUAGCUCAAAGAGAUAUGGAACCAAGCUAGCGUGAUCUCUGAUAGAUUUUGUGGUCAGAUGUUUUUUUUUUCCUUAAAUUGCUUACCCUUGACAAAGGCUUGACAUCAGGAACCAAGAAGGGAAUUGAAAGCAGUGAUAUUUAGAAAACUGGGAUUUGAUAUUCCAACAUGAUUGGGUCCACAUCUUAAAUGGCAACAUGUAUUCUCCAUAGUGCACUACUUUUGAUCCAGGCCCAUACGGCUCUAAUGAAAAGUAGUGCCUUAUUUAGGGAACAGGGCACGAUUUGGGAUGCAUCCAGCGUGUCCAUUCCCUCAGUUAUGUCCAUCCUGACAGAGGGUAGAAUCACGUUGUUCUGACGGUACCUCGCCACUCUUUCACUGUUACUAUGUCAGUCCGCUUCUUAGCGCCGUCUGAUGCAACGCGUCUACCUCGCGUUGAGAACGCCCUGUCGAGGUUCUGCCUCAGAUGAAAGGCCGCUACCCCCACAUAACACAAUGAGCCGUUCCGCUCGUCAGAUGCCAUUGCUCUUUCAGUCUGAAAGGCCACAGUGGGAACCACUGUCCGCGAUUAAACACACCUGGUUUUUGGGAGGCACGGGCGAAUAUUGGCAGACAUUUCCAGUAUUAUGGUGCAGGCAGGAAGAGAGAGCGAGAGAGACAGUCUACCGUAUGUAUCUGCUGUACAUUAGUCUGUGGCAAGACGGUAGUGGCGCCAACUUCUGCCAAUUCAGUUAACUACUGAAGAUAGAUUCCAGGACCCCAAGCACACGGAAUUAGUAUCAUGUUUUGAAUUGAAAUCUUAACAUCAUUACGAAUUGCCACAGUAUCGGUGUUCGCUCAGGAGCACUGGUAUUACAACUAUGGUCUGAAAUUUCACAAACAUUCCCGAGUGCAUUGUUACUGUCAACACAUCCUGCUUACGCAACAGAACCUGUGCCCCCAAACGGCCCUUAUGGUUCCGGUCAAGAAUAGUGCGUGAUGUAGGAAAGUGCCAUUUGGAACACAGCGGGUAUCUGAAUUUACAGCAGAUACUUUAAAGGAGGUAAACAACAUGUGAAUCUGUAACAGAUAAUGUGUAAACUACAUCUGAAUCCAUAACUGAUAAUGUGUAAACUACAUCUGAAUCCAUAAAAGAUAAUGUGUAAACUACAUCUGAAUCCACAUUGUACCAGAUCAUUUGUAAACAAUGACUCCACAUCAGAUUCUAGCUAAUGUGAUGUAAAAAAAACAUUUGAUUCUUCUAGUUAAUGUUUGAACAACAUAGUGUUGGACAAUGUCUUUGGACUCAUGAUGGGAAGGAAUUUCCUUUGUGUAAAUAUUUUUUGGACAAUGUUCAAGGUUUAUUUACUUUACCUCUCUAAAAAGGUGGCCUUUUGUGACAUUUUAUACUUAAUAAAAUAUGUGAUAUUUGUUA
This is a messenger RNA of Esox lucius (northern pike), 3815 nucleotides long. RefSeq lists its product as uncharacterized. The transcript has 7 exons. Gene Ontology annotation, cellular component: nucleus. Gene Ontology annotation, biological process: circadian regulation of gene expression; negative regulation of DNA-templated transcription. Gene Ontology annotation, molecular function: RNA polymerase II cis-regulatory region sequence-specific DNA binding. The record is from RefSeq and is a predicted model, not a curated record. The coding region runs from base 429 to 1847 and encodes 472 amino acids. NCBI's taxonomy places the organism in Eukaryota, Metazoa, Chordata, Actinopteri, Esociformes, Esocidae.